Molecule: messenger RNA, 921 nt
Organism: Lonchura striata (white-rumped munia)
Lineage: Eukaryota; Metazoa; Chordata; Aves; Passeriformes; Estrildidae
Source: RefSeq, a predicted model, not a curated record
AUGGCAAAUGGGACAAGUGUAAAAGAAUUCAUCCUUCUUGGCUUCCCAGGCAUAUGGCAAUUCCGAGUCUCCUUUGUGGUGGUGUUUGCACUGAUGUACACCCUGACAAUAAUAAGUAAUGCAUCCAUCAUAGCCCUUGUGUGGAGCAGCAGCAACCUACAGACCCCAAUGUACUUUUUCCUCUGUAACCUCUCCUUUCUGGAGAUCUGGUACACCACAGGUGUUAUUCCCAAAGCCAUAGGAGUCAUGCUGGGGACUAGCCAGACCAUCUCCUUCAGUGUCUGCAUCCUCCAGUUGUUCUUUCUUUUAUCUCUAGGCUCCACUGAGUGUUUUCUCCUGUCUGUCAUGGCCUAUGACCGCUACUUAGCCAUAUGCUACCCCCUGAGGUACAGCUCCCUCAUGAGCAGUGCCCUCUGUGUUCGCCUGACACUCAGCUCCUGGCUGGGAGGUUUUUUGGCCAUUUCCCUGCUGGCCUUUCUGACAUCCAGGCUGACUUUCUGUGGGCCAGAUGUCAUCAAUCAUUUUCUAUGUGAUAUAGAUGCCUGCCUUGCCCUCUCCUGCAGUGAUACAUGGCCUGUGGAGCUGGCAACCUUCCUUGUCUCCAUAAUUGUUGUGGUGGCCUCCUGUGUGGUCACGCUGGUCUCCUACAUGUACAUCAUCUCUUCCAUCCUGCGGAUCCAGUCAGCCCAUGGCCGGAAAAAGGCCUUUUCCACCUGCUCUGCCCAUCUCAGUGUUGUCAUGAUCUGGUAUGGCUCCACCAUGUUCCUGUAUGUCAAGCCAUCACCCCAGAAGUCUCUGGAUCUGAACAAAAUUGUGAAUACCUUUAACACAGUGGUAACUCCUUUGUUGAACCCCUUCAUUUACACGCUCAGAAACAAAGACGUGAAGCUCGCCCUGGGACGGGCUUUCCAGGAAAAGUGA